Molecule: messenger RNA, 952 nt
Organism: Oppia nitens
Lineage: Eukaryota; Metazoa; Arthropoda; Arachnida; Sarcoptiformes; Oppiidae
Product: protein kinase C-like 1B
Exons: 2
Coding region: 359-784 (141 amino acids)
Biological process (GO): protein phosphorylation
Molecular function (GO): protein serine/threonine kinase activity; ATP binding
Source: RefSeq, a predicted model, not a curated record
ACGACUGCCACCUAUUGUUUGGCUGAAGAUAUCAAUAGAAAGAGAGAGAGAGAGAGAGAGUUGUUAUGUCUGACGACUGAAAGACAGACAGACAGACUGACUGACUGACUAUACGUUCAAUCAAUUAGUUUCAGUUGAAAAAAGUCGGCGAUAUUUUCUGGUCUCUAUAUCUCUCUGGGCAUUCGUUUCGGUAGUUCGGUAACCGUUUUUUUGUUGUUGUUGUUGAUUGGUUGGUUGGCCACACAUAUCACUACCGCCACCGAACUCAAUCACCGAGACAUCCCCAGCGCGAUAUAUAGUGCCUAUCCAUCUGUCUAUCGGUUUUUUCGGUCACCCGCCCGGCCCGCCUCGAUAUCAAAUGACUGCCGGCGGUGGCAGCAAUGACCGACUACCGGCCGCUGCUGUAGCUGCCGCCGAAUUUGUCGAACGACCGUACGGACUGACCAGACGUCGGCGACGCGGAGCCAUCCGGAGGCGAAUGUUUACAGUCAAUGGUCACCGAUUUUUGGUUACAAUACUCAGACAGCCGACACAGUGUACACAUUGUCGGCAAUCGAUUCACGGCCUGAGAAUACAAGGCUAUCACUGUCGAGUGUGUUCAUCGGUCGUACAUAAAAAGUGUCAUCAAUUGUUGUCCACCCGUUGUAACCAUCGUUGUACUGAUGACGACGAAGACGACGGCGACGAUGAGGACGAAGAGGAUGAAGUGGAAGAGGAAGAUGAGGACAAUGACAACAACAACGACGUGUCGCCAGAUUUGCCGCCGACUCCGCCGAUACGUUAACCGUUAAGCCGAUAGUGUUAGUGUUAUGUGAUGUGAUCGUUACCGAUGAAGACCUUAUCUUUAUCUUAUCUUUUUAUGAUUUUAAUGAAGACAUCAAUUAUUAUAAUAUACAGUAUAUAUUGAUUUUAACCGAUAGUAACACCGAAACUAACUGAUCCACAAUGUGUU